CCAGGAAGAGAUGGAAAGCCAGGACUACCAGGUCCUCCAGGUGAUCCUGUUGCACUGCCACUUGUGGGAGACAUGGGUGCUAUACUGAAGGGUGAUCCUGGCACAAGAGGUCCUCCAGGCAUCCCUGGUAGAGAAGGGCCAAAGGGAAGCAAAGGUGAACGUGGAUUUCCUGGGCUUGCGGGAGAGAAGGGCGAUGAGGGUCUUCAAGGUGCUCCUGGACUGCCAGGCAUACCAGGACCCAGUGGACCAUCUGGAGUCACAGGAAGACCUGGACAUCCUGGUCCAGCAGGGCCAAAAGGCGAAAAGGGUAGUGAAGGUUCUCCUGGGAAACCUGGACCACCUGGGCCUCCGGGUAUGCCUUACAAUGAAAGAAAUGGAAUGAGCAGCUUAUAUAAACUGCAGGGAGGUGUGAGUGUCCCUAGUUAUCCAGGUCCACCAGGACCUCCCGGUCCAAAAGGAGAUCCUGGAAAAGUGGGAGACCCAGGACCAAUGGGCUUACCAGGACUGGAAGGACUCCCAGGGGAAAAGGGUGACCGUGGACCAGCUGGCACACCAGGAGUAGCAGGGACACCGGGAAAGCCAGGAUCUCCUGGGUCCCCAGGGAUGCCAGGGGAACCUGGUGAAAGAGGACCUAUAGGAGAUAUAGGCUUCCCCGGUCCAGAAGGGCCACAAGGAAAACCAGGAAUCAAUGGAAAAGAUGGAUUGCCAGGUCCUCCGGGUGCCGUGGGGAGACCAGGAGACAGAGGACCCAAAGGAGAACGUGGAGAUCAGGGUAUUCCAGGGGACAGAGGUCCACAGGGUGAACGAGGGAAACCUGGCCCAACAGGAGAAAAGGGGGAUGUGGGUCCUGUUGGCCCACCAGGAAACAGAGGCUAUCCAGGAUCACCAGGUCAUCAAGGUCCCCCAGGUUCACCAGGACCCCCAGGGUUUCCAGCUGAUGCAAUUUCACUUGAAGAAAUAAAAAAAUAUAUCAAACAAGAGGUUCUUAAGGUUUUUGAAGAAAGGAUGGCUCAAUUUGUAUCCCAGCUGAAGCUGCCUGCUGCAAUGCUUGCCUCCCAAGCUCAUGGUAAACCAGGGCCCCCAGGAAAAGAUGGGUCACCAGGGCCACCAGGAAAGGAUGGUUUGCCAGGGCCACCAGGAGAACGUGGAAUUCAAGGUUAUAGAGGACAGAAAGGGGAAAGAGGCGAGCCUGGAAUUGGACUGCCUGGUAACCCUGGACCACCUGGCCCUGCAGCUGCUGGAGUGCCAGGCCCACCAGGAACACCAGGCUCACCCGGACCACAGGGGCCACCUGGACCCAGUGGGAGAUGCAAUCCAGCAGAUUGCUAUUACCACAUAUCACAGACUCGGUCACACACCAGCAGAAAAUAAAAAACCUCUUCCCCAGACACUUGGGUUCACAAUCACUUUUCACUCUUCCCAAUAAGUUAAUUUAAUUUUUGAAAUAUUUGGUGCAUUUUUUUUUCUCGACACUGCAUGGUAUAUAGAUAAUUUGUAAGGCACAAAAUUGAGGGUUUUCUAUGUUAUUUGCAGUGUCGUAAUUAUGAAAUGAUGACGUAUAUUUUCCGGAGUGCAUUCCAUGUGUUGUUUCUCAUAUUUAUUUUCCUUAGAACAGAAAAUAGGCACAAAUAAUUUUCAUCGCCUUCUUUCUUCAAACAAAAAAUAUUUUAUUAUUACUUAAGACAUUAUAUAUGCCCCAGUAUGUAAGCUGGCUUUAUUUUUCCUGCUGGUGGUGAAUUUUAAAUCAAAAAUAUAAAUUUCUGGAGUUUCAAAGCGUACUUGUUCAUGGCGAACGCAGGACCUGAGCUGGAGCACUGGGAACUCUAUUCAGACUAAACAUUCAUGUCCCUUGAGGAGGGACACCCUCUGAAAAGGGUCUUUGUUGUGCAUCACAAGUGCUGCCGCAAUUUUAAUCACGUCCAAGAUGCUGAAGAAGGAAACGAAGAUGUGUUUAUGAUCUCCCUAAUCCCAUCCAACACCGAACUUCAAACUGACUGGAAAAUCACCAGGUGUAGCCCCAAGAAGUGUCUCUCCUGACAGGAUGUUGUCCCAGCUAGGGGGCUUGUAGGUUCAUUUAGUCAUGGCUACAUGAUAAAUUGAUAAAUAUCCAGAUAUUUAACUGCAAAGGGCUGGUGUUGAUGUUCCCGACUAAGAACUGGCAUAUUUUCUAACCACCACAUGGACUAAAUGUACCAUCGUUGCCUGUAAUCAAGCUACUCUGCCAUUAGGUCUGCCUACAGCAAAGGUGACCCCUUGCUUUAGAGCAGAGAGUGGUGGGUACACAGUCCUACAAGAGAACUUCACAAGCCUGUGAUCUUGGUAGUGAUACAGUUUUCCUCUUCCUCCUGCAAUAAUCAAAUGCUGAAAUAAGCUUGAGAAGAGCAUGGAAACUGUAGAGUGUAAAAUUCACAGGUCCUAGUAAAUUGCAAACAAAUCACUUGAGCACAAGAAAAAUUUGGAAAGAAGUACAAAACCCUCCUUGAAAGGUGUAACACCCAGAACACAACUGCAGCCAGUUUUCAGGCAGUCAGUAAAUCCUACAGGACUAGACACUGUCAGCCAAAUAGAAUGAGGUGUACAUCCUGUAGAGCUCAAAGAAUUGAUCAAAAGAAAAUUUGGAGAAAAUUGAUCACACAGAGGCUGGUUAUGAAAAGGAGGGAGGAGACAUGGCCAAAGUUUCACUUCUGUUUAUUAGGAAACAGAUUAUCCUACAUUAAUCCUGUGGAAUUUUCUGCAGUGCAGUAGAAAGUGAAGGUGCUACUGGGAGAACAAAUUCAGAUGGCUAUAACCCAAAACCUGAAAAUACAUCUGUAGUGCAAAGCCAUACUGAGGGUUCUUACCCCCUUAUUAGGAAGCUCUCCCACAUCAGGGUGAAAAGUGGUUUUGAUGACUUCGUGCUUGAGCAGUACAGAGCUGCCAGGGAAGCGCUCUCAAACUGGAAGUGCUGGCUUCCAGAGAAGCUGUUGUGAAACAGGAAUUUGGCUGACUUCUUAGUUUUGAUGAAAGGCAGUUAAGGAAUGACCAGUGUGAGUCUUUAAAAACAGAAAUACACUGGCUUUUUUGAAUAGAGUUCCUAGCACUUGCACCCAGAGUGAGACGAAAGCAAGAGGUGACAGAGUUAAUCCAGGCAGCUGGGGAGCUCAGGCACACAUUCUGAGAGGGAAAGCACACAUCCCUGACAUAUUCAUCAGUUAGAUGUUUGGAGGAAAGAAGGUGCUUGCUACAAAGAGAUGUUAAAGGAAACAGGGGUGAAAAGCUGAGAGUAAACAGCUGGGACAGAGGAGGGCAGCAGGAA
Messenger RNA from Empidonax traillii (willow flycatcher), 3295 nucleotides. RefSeq names its product collagen alpha-1(XIX) chain-like. The coding region runs from base 73 to 1371 and encodes 432 amino acids. Lineage: Eukaryota; Metazoa; Chordata; Aves; Passeriformes; Tyrannidae. The transcript is spliced from 21 exons. The record is from RefSeq and is a predicted model, not a curated record.